UGCUCGAUCCAACAUGUCAGCGCCUGUUGGGACGAUGGCCGAAGACUCAAGCAGUGAAGAUGAAGAUCUAGAACAUUUUAAGGAAGCAGCUUGGAGUUUUGGCACAUAUGGAACUAAUGGUACACACAAUGCCAACCCGGCAGUAACUGCUGUUGUUUUAGAUGGGGUAAGCAAUGUCAAGCAAUCCCGUCGUGUGGCUGUAUCUAAACAUGAACAUGAUGGGAACGAGUUGCAGACGACCCCAGAGUUCCGUGCGCACGUUGCAAAGAAAUUAGGGGCUAUGCUUGACAGUUGUAUUUCAGUGAUAUCUGCAGAAACAUCAAGACCCUGCACAGAGUCAACCAAAUGUGAAGAUGGUUUCCGGCUGUUCACCACAUCUGUCCCAGGAGAGUUUACCAUUGAUCCCCCUCCUCCUCCUGUAAGGCGCAGGCCCAUCCCCAGCUCAAGUGACAGUGACAGUGAAAUGGAGAUGAGACUGAGAGAGGCAGCAGUGUCAGUCACAGACCUCCUAUCAUCAGCUCUCCCCUGCGGGAUUACACAUUCCCUGCCGGAGUCCCCCAGCUCAGAGAAAAUGAAGAAGAAGAAGAACAACAACAAAGGAGAGGAGGCAGAAAGAGAGGACCAUAAUAACAGCCCUGUCCCAAAGAAAAAUAUGAAAAGGAAAGCUCUCCAGGGGGAGUGUGGAGAUGUAGAGCACUGUGGAGAAUCCUCACCUAAUGCUAAAACCGAUGAGGAGCAGAAGAGGCCAGAAGAGGACAUUCUACCCCUGAAGAAGAAGAAGAAGAAGAAGAAGAAAUGAAGUAUAAAAGCACUGAGAGACUUGUGUGCUGUGAUUUGGCAUGUUGGCUGUUUGUUCCGUACUUGUGAGACCUGUUGUACUUGGGAAUCUUAUCACUGAUUAUAACAUGGUCAGGUCAUACACUCAUAUCACAGCAAUUUUGUACUCUGUAGAUUGCAUUCCAGAAAAUAACAAUGUGAUCUUUCAGAAAUGUGAAAUAAGUCUUUCAUAAGGUAUUUGAUGACCGUUUUCUCUACCCAAAACACAAUUUGUUCUAUGCCUUGUUUUGUAAAGGAAGUAGUUUACACUGAAUUCAACUUACAUGUAAAUUUAUGAGCAGAAUGCUAUACAAUAAUUUGUUAUUAACACUUCUCUGUUGAUAACGUACACACUCUGGCCCGUUUAUUUGGUACAAUACCCUGUUCACAAAAAUGGAUCGCUUGUACAGACAGUGAGUCACUUGGCUGUGGCUUGGUAUAUAAGACGGGCAUCGAGGCAUUCAGUUACUGUUCAAUUGAAUGUUAGAAUGGGCAAAACUAGUGACCUAAGCGACUUUGAGCGUUGUAUGAUCAUCUGUGCCAGGUGCACCGGAUCCAGUAUCUCAGAAACAGCCACCCUCCUGGGCUUUUGACGGACAACAGUGUCUAGGGUUUACAGAGACUGGUGCAACAAACAAAAACAUCCAGUCAGUGGCAGUCCUGUGGGAAA
Salvelinus namaycush (lake trout) is the source of this 1486-nucleotide messenger RNA. RefSeq names its product protein CUSTOS-like. Gene Ontology annotation, biological process: Spemann organizer formation; negative regulation of Wnt signaling pathway; Wnt signaling pathway. The record is from RefSeq and is a predicted model, not a curated record. Lineage: Eukaryota; Metazoa; Chordata; Actinopteri; Salmoniformes; Salmonidae. Bases 14 to 799 code for a protein of 261 amino acids. The transcript has 6 exons.